CGUUCGUGUACCCACGUGUGUCUCCUAUAUUCAGGCAGGCACCGACUCAUGGCGCAAAGCACGGCAAUAGACUGGGCUCAGUUAUCCACGCAUCUCGCCCAGCAAGUGUCUCAGCUUCCAGUCCUGUCGUCUACGGCCCAUGUUUCGGUCGCCUACAAGUCUUUCAUCCCUGUUUGCCAGCCAGUGUGCUGGCAAGAAUUCGAGCAGCGAAGUUUCAGACUUAUUGGCGACCACAAUACUGUCACAUCACUCAGUAAAGCCUUGUCUGACUGCUAUGAUGAUGCCGUUCGAGAUAUCAGAUCGGACGCCCAAGUCAGUGCUGCCAAAAUAAUAGCUAUUGCAGACACAAGCCAUGACAGUGAUCUGAGCAAGCUCGCACAUCGAUUAUGCACAGCUCUCGAAGAUCGUGCGCAGGCUGAAAUGCACAGAGCCGUAAACCUGUUCUCGCGCGAAGGCCUCAAAAUCGUCAAAGCAGCAUAUGCGCGCCCGACGCCUGCAAUAGAUUCUACCGGGACCUUCAACCCACGCGUGGCUGCCCUACUAGAAGCAGCAUGGCAACAGUCCAAUAAGCUCACACCAGCCGAAAAGGAGUGCCUCGCAGCAGCAACAGGCCUCAAAUCGCGUCAAGUCUCCGUCUGGUUUGCCAAUGCUCGCCAGCGUCGUAAGAGGGCGGGCAGCGCGAAACAACCGCAGAAAAGCGCCUAUAAGCCUGCAAAAUACAAGUCGACUUGUUCUGACGACGCCACCGAUGACGAGGCGGAUGCGGAUUGGGAAGCUAUGGAGGAGGAAGACGAAGCUUCGCCCGAGCAAGAGACGCCUGCUCCUAAUCACGUCAAAGCGGAAAGUCCCAGCAAUGAAGCUGUACAAGGCGAGUAUAAAAUUGCGAACGAUUCUGGCGCACUUGGCUAUACCUCUGUCGCUUGGUCUCGCGAAUCGUCCGUUGCGUCGGAAUGUAUUGAUCAGGCCAUCAGCACUAUCGACGAAGCCAUCUGCCUGCAGGAAUGGGACUUCAACGCUGCUCACACUCAGGUAGCGGAAGGACCGUUCAUCAAAGCCAACGCCGGCGAACUCACUCUGGCGCCCUAUCCCCUCGAUGCCCUGCGUCAAUCGCUCAAGCAAGAGUCGUCAUACGACGAGCUCGAGUCUGAGAUGGCAGCUUACUGGGAUCGUGUCGUCGCUUUACCUGCGAUGGACUACUCACCGGCUCAUCAGUUUGCUGAGCUGCCCCAUCUUGGCGAUCAAUUUGACUUUACCAUACCUGGCAAUGCCUUUAAAUGCCUUUAACUCGCUUGGCUCGCCCAUCGCCGCCUAGCAUUUGCCUCUUCAGGCUCGCUUGAUACUUAUUUCGCAUUCUGUCAUUCGCAUCUAUACCUCGCAUCUGCACAUAUACAUCCUCACACUCGCAUCUCAUCUGUUCGACGCCCAACUAUUCGCACUAACGCAUUCUCGCAAUCUCUGUCGACGGCUGUUUCGUAGCUCGCAUUACCCACUCGUUUGCAUCCGUCGCAUCAUCUCCUGCCAUCUGCUUAUUGCUACCUACGACUGCAUCUCGCAUCUCGCAACUGACGUCUGGCAUACUCUGCAUUGCAUUGCUCGCAU
Messenger RNA from Mixia osmundae IAM 14324, 1599 nucleotides. RefSeq lists its product as uncharacterized. Lineage: Eukaryota; Fungi; Basidiomycota; Mixiomycetes; Mixiales; Mixiaceae. The transcript is spliced from 2 exons. Gene Ontology annotation, biological process: regulation of DNA-templated transcription. The coding region runs from base 49 to 1284 and encodes 411 amino acids. The record is from RefSeq and is a predicted model, not a curated record. Gene Ontology annotation, molecular function: DNA binding; DNA-binding transcription factor activity, RNA polymerase II-specific.